Messenger RNA from Gadus macrocephalus (Pacific cod), 1032 nucleotides. RefSeq names its product mitochondrial ribosomal protein S23 (gene mrps23). The transcript is spliced from 5 exons. The coding region runs from base 269 to 778 and encodes 169 amino acids. Lineage: Eukaryota; Metazoa; Chordata; Actinopteri; Gadiformes; Gadidae. Gene Ontology annotation, biological process: translation. The record is from RefSeq and is a predicted model, not a curated record. Gene Ontology annotation, cellular component: ribosome; mitochondrion. Gene Ontology annotation, molecular function: structural constituent of ribosome.
AAUUCUCGUUUGUUCGCUCCCUAUAUAGUGCACUAUAUCAUGCACACUAUAUAGGGAAUAGUAGGUGAGUGAAUAGGGAACGAUUUCGAACACAGCUGUUUGUUACGCGGGAGAGGUGCCGUAAAGUGAUAGCCAUGACACAUGCGCAGUACGGAUCUGGUAGUGACCUUCUUAUGAUGGUUGAUGCUGGAUCUCGCAUAGUGAAAGCCAAGAGUUUGUUUCAUAUUUCGGCUAUUACGACGUCUUUCGGGCGAAGGUUACAAUUAUAAUGGCUGGCAGUAGGCUCGAGAAGUUUGGAACAGUAUUCACACGAGUUCGAGAUCUGAUGCGCUCUGGGGUCAUCCAAGACACACCCACCUGGUAUGAGGUAUUCAAGGCUUUCCCACCCAAGAAAGACCCCGUCUAUGUGAAGCCACAGUAUGGCUUUUACAAGAAAGAUGAAUUUGUGGCUGAUAUAUUUUAUGAGGAGGACAAGAUAAGAGCGAAAUUCUACGAAAUGUAUGGGACUGGGCCCAGACUUCUUGACCUCUCCAAAUCAAAUUAUACCUCAGCAUGUCAAAGGUUUUUGGAAACGUAUUCAAGGCUUGAAAGUCUUGGAGAGAUAGACAUGUCUGCUCUGUUUGAAGAGACUGGCAAGAUACUGCUGGCAGAGGGCCUUGUGCUCAGGAGAAAAGGAGCACCUGUGGUGUCCUCUGAGUACAGAGAUCCCGUGCUGGAGUUAAAGUUGACAGACAUGCUGGCAGAACAGCAGUCGGGCAGUGCAGCUGAGAAACAGUAAUCGAAGGAACCCAUACAUGGACAUCUCCAUUCAUUGUUAUUCUUUUUUUUAUUACUGAUAAUUGUGAUCCAAGUAUUAUGAUGAAUGCUAGAUGAAGAUGGGCACUGUUUAAACUCAUUUGUGGUUUUCAAUGUACAGAAUUUCAACAAAAUUUGAGCACCAAGUGGCCAGUCAAGACAUUAUCGCAAUAUCGCUAUCUUACAAUGUCUGUUUUAAGGACAUGUAUACAAAUAAAGCAUUUUUUAUGGACAUUA